Messenger RNA from Schistosoma bovis, 658 nucleotides. The record is from the annotation of a GenBank genome assembly. NCBI's taxonomy places the organism in Eukaryota, Metazoa, Platyhelminthes, Trematoda, Strigeidida, Schistosomatidae.
GUUUCACCGGGAUAUAUAUAGCUCUCAUGAGUAUUCGCGCAGUCUUAACGUAAUUAUUUUUUAAUGUCAUCUUACUACGAUAACGACUUGGUUGGCUAUUACAACGAAAGUGGUGUUUUUAAACCAUGGAUGAAUUCAGAUUACCGUUAUUCGUAUAGGGAUUCAAGACAAAUUGAUGAUGAUUUACGCUACGGUAAACGGAUUUAUAUUUACAGAGACUACACAACUACUCCUAGUUACUAUCGAAGAACGUAUUCACCAAGUUAUAAUUAUGUGUCUCCUCUACGUCGGUUUCGAUCAUAUAGUAGUCUGUCAGACCAUGGGAUGAACUCGCUUUAUGGCUAUUCAUAUUCACGUCCAGCUUCUCAGCUUCAAAGAGUAGAUAUAUAUGACGAUACUCGGUAUAGCAGAUAUUAUUAUUAGAGAACGUUUAUCUUUCGGCAGGAUUACACCUUUUCUUUUGAGUGUUUAUUAAUUUUGGUGGAUGAAAUCACGUGUUCUUUCUGAUUUUUCUACAAAGUGAGUUAUUUCGCUCUCAUCGAAAUAUAUAUUAAUGGAUUAACGUACAGAAUAAAAUGAACGUGACAUUUUUGUUGCCAUGUGAUUUAUUUCAUGUAACGUAGAUUUGUUUUUGUGAAAUAUAAAUUGUUAUUUUCAC